AUGGAUCAACAAGAAACAACACAAUCACCAUAUGAGCAAGUUGCCCAAGAGGGUCUCGACAAUAUCCCCGGCUAUUUUGGGAACGAGAUGUUCAAUGAGAAAGUGACAUUUUUCACGUGUGUAGGGGAUAAGUCUUCAUAUAGUAUUCCUUCCGCUGUUGGUCUUCGUCUCUCAAAGAACUUUAUGAACUAUAAUAAAUACUAUAUUAUAGUAUUUGUCAUCUGUCUCUUCCCAACACUGUUCAUCAAUUUUAAAUUCUUUUUGACACAACUUGUCAUCAAUGCACUCUUUGUGACACUCUUCUACUUCUUCCCAACUAUUCUUCCAAAGAGACUUGGUGGUGCUCCAUUCACUGUGUUCUAUUUUGUGUUGUUCUUCGUCAUUUGUUUGGUGUUCAACACAUUACUGGCUUAUAUACUCUUUCUCAUCGCCGCUGCUCUCUGUUUACUCCACGCGAUGACUAGGACAAACAUCGAAGACGUUGUUGGAGAAGGGUUAUAA
Molecule: messenger RNA, 501 nt
Organism: Entamoeba invadens IP1
Lineage: Eukaryota; Evosea; Mastigamoebida; Endamoebidae
Exons: 2
Coding region: 1-501 (166 amino acids)
Source: RefSeq, a predicted model, not a curated record